CUUCAUGAAUACUUUAUUGGAUGUAAAGUAAUUUUAGACAAUUGAAUGUACAAUCUCUGGCAGACAUGAGACUGUAGUUAUAGAGUCAUAGAUGUCUACAGCAUGGAAAAAGACCCUUUGGCCCAUCAAGUCUGCACCGGUCAAAAACAACUGCCUAAGUAUCCUAAUCUCAUUUUCCAGCACUUGGCCCAUAGCCUUGUAUACCUUGAUGUUGCAAGUGUACUAUUAUAUACCUUUUAAAUGAAAUGAGGGUUUCUGCCUCUAACACCUUACAGGCAGUGAGUCUUGCAUCAUUUGAUUUACGUACAAAUAACUGGAUGAAGUCUUCAGUAAAACCUAGAAAGAUCUUCUGGCAUAAAAAGCCUGAAAAAUUAAGUCUGUUUAUCUCUGUAUUGAUACUGCCAGAUCUGCUGAGUGAUUGUCUCAUUUGCUGCCUUUAUUUCAGAUUUCCAGCUUCUGCAGCAACGGCCCAAAGUUACUAAAUAUACAGUAUCCUUUUCCACUUUUAAGUAUUCUCUGCCAUGUUCUUACUGUCUGAAGAAAUAUGCAAACAAAAAUCAGGACCGUGGUAAAGUCAUAAAGUUGAAACGUGAUAUUUAUCUUGCGGUGGUGAAACAUAAGAGCGAGUGUCUUUGCAACAUCAAAAGCUCCCUGUUUGACAAUGCGGGAAGUGAACAGUUGCCUUCAGAUUUUUCAGCGCUGCUGUGUGGAAAGUCGAUUCGUCACAUCUUGAGCUCCUUCCUUCUCAGCGUUUCUCUCUCCUUUGGUGUGCCAUUGGAAGGGGCAGCUACUGAGUUCCCGGUGAACUUCAGGCCCCCGCACUCCCGGUUUGUGCCCACGUGGCCCUGAUGCGGAGGGAGUGGGCAGGCCGGAUAACCACACGUCCAUGGGCCUGGCUCUGACCAACGCGGCCGCUAAGAGGUCCAAGCGGGGCGAGGCGGAGGGGGUCGCUCGGCGUGGCUGCUACCCUCCCUUUCCUGGCUGUGCCCGCCGCCCGCCUGAGGCCAUCCGCGAGCGGCAGGCACGCGGGGGCACAGCUGGCACCAGGACCAACACUUCAACUUGACUGGUGCCCCUUCCCUUUGCUUCAGACCCGAGCUGGAGUCCAUUCGCCGCUCGGCUGUAAUCCUGACUGGCAAGUCAGUCAUGGUGACAAUGAAAUGUGUACGCCGGGAGGGGGAGGAAUUAGGUAGGCCGCUGUAGUCGUGGCAACCGAUGGCCCGUCGUUAAGGAAGUGACGUCGACGAGCCCCCGGAUGUCGGUGUCCGUUGAUGGUCGGUGACCGGAGAAGGGGAGUUCGUGACAGAGGGGUGUCUUUGAAUCUCGAACCGUCAUUUGUCCGGCUCCACGCGCGCCGGGGCUUGCGGGAGGACCAUGAUCCGCUGGCAAAUCCCGGCGACCUGGGUAUGGCGUGGGAAGAAAACCGCACAUGGACGCUUCCCAAAGCCUGGAUACUGAGGGCAGGGAGCUGGGAGUAGGAUCUCUUUGCUGACAGCGUAGGUAUUUUAAGGGUGGCACUGUGGCUCAGUGGAUUCCACGGCUGCCUCGCAGCGUCAGGGACCCGGUUUCGAUUGCAAGCCUUGGGCGACUCUCUUGUGUGGAGAUUUACACGUCCUCCCCUCGUCUGUGUGAAUUUUCUCCCACAGUCCAAAGAUGUCCAGGUGAGGUGGAUGGGCCAUGCUAAAAAUUGCCCCGUAUUGUCCAGGGAUGUGCAGAGGAAUGUGAACACGUGUUUCUAAGAGGUUCUGCAUUCUCCUGAUCUGUUACAUUGGUGGCUAUGAUGGCAGCUAAAUACUUGCUUGGAACGAGUACAUUUCACUGGAUGUGAAUUUGUGGAUCACGUGAGGGGUAACAAAUCCAAUCCCUCAUUAUCGCUUAUAAGCAAACCACAGGUCAUUCAUGAGUGCGUUGAUUUCUAUGUGGGACUUGGGAGCCAUCAGUACUGUCAAAUUCAUACAAAAUACAGAAUGGUAAGAUGGGAGGAAUAAUUUAAAUUGUGGAAAAAUGGCAGCAAAUCAAUUGAAUGAGACUUUGGUGGCGACUUCGCACAGUGAUAGACCAGAAAAUGCUCCCACUGAAGAACAGACUAAUCCUGAGCUCUGCACUUGGACAUGCCCAGAUGGUUCCUUUGUGAAGAAAAUUCUACAGAGAGGUAGUGGCCUCGACAAGCCCAAAGAAGGUUCAAAGUGUCGUGUUUGUGUGGAAGUGACACCCUCCGGCCAUUUUGAUGCAGGGACCCAUUUCCAAAAUGGGAUCAAUGAGUCCGUUGAGCUGAUUCUUGGCGAAAGCGAUACGCAAUUUGUGGAAUUGAUUGAGAAAUGUAUUGAGACGAUGCUUUUGGGAGAGCAAUGUGAGGUAAUCCCUGCUCCAGACUUGAUGAAAACAUUCACAGACUGCAGAGAAGGACUGAGAUUGGUUGUGAAGCUAGAGGAGUUCAGUCUGCAGCGGGACUCCUGGGAAAUGGGAUUUGAGGAAAAAUGGCACAUGGCUAUGCAUCACAAAGGCAAAGCCACCGAGCAUUUUAAAAGUGGGAAUCUCUUUGGAGCUGCACAACGUUAUGCAAAAUCACUGAAGCUGCUGGUGACUCUGAAAUAUGAUGUGCCUCCUGAGAAAACAAAGGAGUACGACCAGGCUAGAAAGGCCUUGUACUCGAACCUGGCAGCCUGCCAGAUAAAACAGAAGCAGUACAGAAAUGUCAUCCACAACUGCUCAAAGGCACUGGAGAUUGAGCCAGACUCUGUGAAAUGCCUGUACCGAAGGGGUCAGGCCUAUGCUGCCAUUAAUGAGUUUGACAAAGCCAAAAGUGAUUUGAAGCAAGUGCUGAAAUUCGAACCGGGAAACACUGCUGCUGCGAGGCAACUUAGAGUUCUUAAUGAACAGGUCAAGGCACAAAAUGAAAAAAUGGGCAAAGCAAUGAGUAAGCUGUUCAUCUGAGAGUGUACACAUCAGGAUACAUUGGGAAAAAAAAAAAAAAUUCUGUUUCAUUGUCAGAAUAGCACUUGACCA
Rhincodon typus (whale shark) is the source of this 3006-nucleotide messenger RNA. RefSeq names its product FKBP prolyl isomerase like. Bases 2005 to 2934 code for a protein of 309 amino acids. NCBI's taxonomy places the organism in Eukaryota, Metazoa, Chordata, Chondrichthyes, Orectolobiformes, Rhincodontidae. The record is from RefSeq and is a predicted model, not a curated record. The transcript is spliced from 3 exons. Gene Ontology annotation, molecular function: protein binding; peptidyl-prolyl cis-trans isomerase activity.